GGGAUGAAAUAUAUCGGCAAUUUGAAGGUAUACAUAGUAGAUCACAACGUACCCCAUUUCCGUCAAGUAAAUUAUCAGAACAGGAUCGAAAAAAUUUCUUGAAUGGGACAAGUUUAAACAAAUCAUCUAAUGAUUCAAAUGAUGUUAAUAUUAAAAGGCCAAUGAUAGUUGAAUUUCUCGGUUCUCUAUUAAGUAUCAUUUUAAAAGUUGAUCCUAUUAUCAAUGCAUCCUCUUACGAAUUUUAUCAGGAAUGUUUAAAUACCCUGAUUGUUUUACUAUCCACACAAAUACAUCAACUAAAUGCCGACGAGAAUGUUAAUAAUUGCUUUCUCAAUAUUUUACUUAAUGAUUUCAAUUACCUAAUCGAUGACUUGACUAAACGCUUGGUAACAAAUUUCAUUGAUCAGAAAACGGUGCCAUCCGUUUCAACUAAUGUAGUUUACAACGCAUAUUCUUAUCUUUUUGCCGUUAAAUCACCUACCGUAUCCUCUUUUGAUCCACAUCCUAUCGCUGAGCGAAGUUUGCUCAUUCUUCUCUUAUUAACGGCGCAAUCUUCCGUCUCAAACGAAUCUAAAAGUCAUUUUCGAAUUGGCAUAAGUCAUCUCAAAGAUGAACAAGGUCUGAUGGGUGGAAAAAUGGAAAUAUCUUUUCGAUCAUUAUAUCGGUUUAUUUAUCAGCAAUUACCGUCAGAGGAAAUAUGCCUGCUGUUAUACAUCUUUAUGGUUGAAAAUGUUGACUUCAGAGUUUAUGUUUUAUCGCGUUUAGAUCCAGAAAUACUGCUUCUUCCAAUAUUACGAUUAUUAUAUGAAAAUAUAGAAGGCAAAACAAACUACCCUCAAAUAUAUAUAAUGCUUGCAAUUCUGUUGCUUUUCAGUCAAGAUGAUGUCUUCAAUGAGAAUAUACAAAAAGUGACAGUAACAUAUCAACCGUGGUUCACUGAACGUAUUCUAAAAUCAACAUCACUUGGUGGAAUAGUCUAUCUUGUUAUGAUUCGUUUAAUACAGUUUAACCUUACGAUUCAUAGAGAUGUUUUCAUUCAUACGAAUUGCUUGGCGAUACUUGCAAACAUGUCUAUCACCGUUCAAGAUAUUCAUCCGUACGUUUCACAACGCCUCGUAAAUUUAUUUGACAUCGUAGCCAAACGUUAUCAAAAAUUAAAGAUUAAAGCACAACAAGGGGAUGAGAAUUCAACCGAUAUUUUAAUAUAUGAAGAUCUUGCCUGUCUGGUCUUGGAAAUUGUUAAUGCAAUAAUUUCUUGUAAACUGAAUUCUAAUCCUCAAUUAAUAUAUGCAUUGCUACAUAAGAAGGACAUGUUUACUCAUUUCCUGACAGUUCCACGUUUCUCGCUGUUAAUUGCUAACGUUAAUAAUGUAAUAGACUAUUUCAAUACUCGGGUAUCAGCAGCAAAUAUAAAAGCGCCAUCUACAGAAGAGAUUGCCGAAAUUAUUGAAACAGCUACAAGGACUUGGCCACCUGGUCGACUACAGGAAUUUCCGGAGCUGAAAUUCCAAUAUGAAGAAUCUAUGUAUCCUGAAAAUUUUUUCUGCCCGUAUAUAUGGACCAUAAUUUAUCAACGCUUUUGGAUUUAUUGGGAUGAGGAAAAAUCCCAUCUUUUACGGGAGUUUCUGAUUGACGAAGAUGAUGUCGUGAUUCCUGUUGAUUAA
Ambispora leptoticha is the source of this 1664-nucleotide messenger RNA. Lineage: Eukaryota; Fungi; Glomeromycota; Glomeromycetes; Archaeosporales; Ambisporaceae. The record is from the annotation of a GenBank genome assembly.